Molecule: messenger RNA, 666 nt
Organism: Aureobasidium subglaciale EXF-2481
Lineage: Eukaryota; Fungi; Ascomycota; Dothideomycetes; Dothideales; Saccotheciaceae
Exons: 1
Coding region: 1-666 (221 amino acids)
Biological process (GO): CDP biosynthetic process; UDP biosynthetic process; 'de novo' pyrimidine nucleobase biosynthetic process
Cellular component (GO): cytoplasm; nucleus
Molecular function (GO): UMP kinase activity; ATP binding
Source: RefSeq, a predicted model, not a curated record
AUGGCUCCCGCAAACCUCCCCACCAUCCCCGCCAUGAACCGCGACAAGCCUCUCUUCCCCACCGGUCUUGGUGAGGGUGAGGCUACCGUCAUCUUUGUCCUCGGUGGUCCCGGUGCUGGCAAGGGCACUCAAUGCAGCAACAUCGUCCGCGACUACAAGUUCAAGCAUCUGUCGGCUGGUGACCUCUUGCGCGAGGAGCAAGACCGCAAGGGCAGCGACUUUGGCGACUUGAUCAAGGAGUACAUCCGCGACGGCAAGAUCGUCCCCAUGGAGGUCACCAUUCAAUUGCUCGAGAACGCCAUGCAAGCCACCAUCAAGGACGAGCACAUCAACAAGUUCCUUAUCGACGGUUUCCCUCGCAAGAUGGACCAGGCCAUUCAAUUCGAAAAGUCGGUUUGCAAGAGCAACUUCACCCUGUUCUUCGACUGCCCCGAGAAUGUCAUGGAGGAGCGUCUUAUCAACCGUGGAAAGACCAGCGGCAGAGCUGAUGACAACGAGGAGAGCAUUCGCAAGCGUUUCAAGACCUUUAUCGAGACCAGUAUGCCUGUCGUCGAACACUUUGAGAAGGAUGGCCGUGUCGUCAAAGUCCAGGCUGUUCAGACCCCUGAUGAGGUCUACGAGCAUGUCAAGCUUGGCUUCACCCAGCGUGGCAUCAAGCUCGUUUGA